Molecule: messenger RNA, 1931 nt
Organism: Gastrolobium bilobum
Lineage: Eukaryota; Viridiplantae; Streptophyta; Magnoliopsida; Fabales; Fabaceae
Exons: 5
Source: RefSeq, a predicted model, not a curated record
AUGGUAGAAAAUCAUGUGCAACCACCACAGAGGACACUGGGAGAUUACAUGAAUCCUGCAGGGAUUCCUCCAAUUUGUAGUGUUGUGCGCCUUACAGCAGAGCCAAAUAACUUCGAAUUGAAGCCUGCAUUGGUACAGUUAGUGCAGAAGGAGCAGUUUGCUGGAACCAGUGCAGAAGACCCUUACUUGCAUAUAGAAAAUUUUCUGUUGUUGAGUGAUACUCAUGGAAUAAAGGUGUGGAAUCAAGCAGCAAUCUUCCUACAAGGGAUGACCACCAAUACUAGGACAUUGGUGAAUGCCACUGCUGGUGGUUCAUUGACCACCAAGACUCCUCAAGAAGCUUUGGAUAUUUUUGAAUCAUUGGCAUCUCAGGAAUUUGAUAAUGCCCCAGUGACUGACAGAAAGACAGGGAUCAUCAAGCUGGAUGGGUAUGAUGCUUUGUUGGUUGCUUCUGUGGAUACCAAUUGUGUGUGUGCUAUCUGUGGCAAAGACCAUGUGACAGAGGAAUGUGACUAUGGGGGAUCACCAGAACAAGCAGAGGUUAAUGGAGUGUGGUAUGACAACAACAACCAGAGGAAUUACAACAACCAGGGGCGAAAUAUGUAUGUGCCACCAUGGAAGAACAAGAAUCAGCACCCAGGGUUUAGUUAUAGUUCCAACCAUCAGUUGAAUCCUCCACUGCAUCCUCCUCCAACACACUCAUCACAACCAAGUGAUACUACUGCAUGGGAAAAAACCUUUGCUCAGUUAUCCAAGACUAUUCAAGAUUACAUUCAGGGGUCUAAUUCAUUCAGAGAGGAAACAUUUGCAUUCAUGCAAGAGACCAAGACUUCAUUCAGAAAUCAGGAAGCAUCUAUCAGGAAUCUGGAGACCCAGAUUGGUCAGCUAUCAAGACAGAUAUCUGAGAGACCACAGGAGAAGUUUCCUGGUGAUACAAUGGUGAAUCCUAAGGAGCACUGCAAAGCAAUCAUGACAAGAAGUGGGUUGGUGCUUCAACAGGUGAAAAAGAAUGUGGAAGAUAAGAAGGAUGAAGAAGAGGUUGUGGUUGAAAAUGUAGUCUCUGAUGAUGAGGUAGAGAAGAAGACAAUGAAGUGGGAGAAGAAGAAGAUGGCUGACAAGCAGGACCAGCCAGUUACUUUGUCUCCAUAUGCCAAAGUUUCUUACCCUCAUAGAUUGAAGCAAGAGAUUCAGUUUCAGCGCUAUGCAAGAUUUCUGGAUAUCUUCAAGAAAUUGCAGAUAAACAUACCAUUUGCUGAAGCCCUGGAGAACAUGCCUCACUAUAAGAAAUUACCUCCAAAGUUGAAGGAUCCAGGGAGCUUUAGCAUUUCAAUUGCAAUUGGGGAUGUGGAAGUUGGUAAAGCACUAUGUGAUUUGGGGGCAAGUAUAAAUUUGAUGCCAUUGUCUGUCUGUAGGGCAUUGGGGAUAAAUAAGUUGAAGGAUACCAAUGUUAUUCUGCAUCUAGCAGAUAGAUCUAUCAAAAGACCAGAAGGAUUAGUAGAAGAUGUGUUGGUUAAGGUGGACAAGUUUAUUUUUCCUAUGGAUUUUGUGAUACUUGAUAUGGAGGAAGAGGAUACUGAAAGUCCUUUACUCCUAGGAAGACCAUUCUUAGCAACUACAAGAUCCCAGAUAGAUGUUGAACAAGGGAAGUUGAUGCUAAGGGUGGAAGAAGAAACAGUUACAAUUGAUGUCUUUGAAGCCAUCAAACAUCCUGUUGAUGUGGAGGAUUGUUUCAGUAUUGAUGUCAUACAAGAGAUGGUGGAAGAAGUGAAUAGAGAAGAAGACUUUUCAUUGGAGGAAGACAGAUUUAUUGAGGAGACAUGUACAGAAAAUUAUCAAGAGGAACCGGUAGUGGAAGAGCUUGAUAAGAAGAUAGAUGACAUUCCUGUGGGAGCACCUAAGGUAGAGCUUAAAGAACUACCUUCAAAUCUGAA